AUGGCGUCGCACUAUAGUCACUUCAUCUCCAAACGGGCCACACGGAGACAGUCGCUGGCGCUUUUCUGGAUGUUCAACGUCGUGGCGCACACCAAGAUUCCAUUCAGCGGAGAGCGAGCACAACUUCUCCCACGGCAACAGCUUCAAUGGAUGCAGGAACCGCCAGAUAAACCUGUCAAUCAUCCACAGAUCAUGACCAUACAGCGGGCCAACAGUGGAGUCUCCCGUAUUCAUCGUUCUUACUCGAACACAGCCCACCAAAACCUCGUGGGAAUCUCAAGUGACAACCACCAGACGACGCGUUGGCAGCGCGAGAUCACGCCUCACUAA
This is a messenger RNA of Aspergillus niger, 330 nucleotides long. RefSeq lists its product as hypothetical. Lineage: Eukaryota; Fungi; Ascomycota; Eurotiomycetes; Eurotiales; Aspergillaceae. The transcript has 3 exons. The record is from RefSeq and is a predicted model, not a curated record. Bases 1 to 330 code for a protein of 109 amino acids.